AUGUAUUGGCACAAAGCACGCGCUGUCUCACAGACUCGGCUGUUGCCUACCUAUCCACCUACUGUACCAGCCACCAUUAACGUCGACAUAUAUUUUGAGGCUACACAAAAAGCUCGGAUCCUUCGUGACUUAACAUACCAGAUACUGUCAGAGAUCGCGAGGACAAUGCAAACCAUCCACUACAUACCCGGAGACGCCAUCAUCAAGCGAGGAUCUAAGAAGUGCAAGAUUAUCUACAUCACUUAUGGAGAUAUUGAAAUGCUGACUGCAGAAGACGACACAACACCAAUUUUGCGGUUUACUCGAGGGACGGUGCUGACACCGUGUGGUUGUGCUGCUGCAGCAGCCGUGGGCACAUCGCACCUAGCUGUCAGGGCUGCCACCUUCUGCACAGCACAUGUUCUGACUGCAGCUGACCUUUGGAGGGUCGUCAACAAGCAUGCCGUCUCACAAGACCAUGCGGGACCCAUACUAGCCUCCUUCACUGACCACAUUGAAAAAGUGAAACGGCAUUAUCAAAUGAAGAUACCUGAUAAGUCCAUCCAUAAAAGCAGCAUCUUACAUUUCAACCGCAACCUCAUGUCUCUGAAGAAGAUGAAGAAUGCCAAUGGGGAGCCCUUGCUGGCCGGCUCCGAUAUCUUCCUGGAGAUCGCUGGCUGUUAUAUCAUGAGAAAUGUAGGUCGUUUUUUUAAAGGUUUCAGACAGUACCAUUAUUAG
Spodoptera littoralis (African cotton leafworm) is the source of this 717-nucleotide messenger RNA. NCBI's taxonomy places the organism in Eukaryota, Metazoa, Arthropoda, Insecta, Lepidoptera, Noctuidae. The record is from the annotation of a GenBank genome assembly.